GCAAGACGCCGGGAAGCGCCCCCAAAGGCGUCGCGGGGGGACCUCCGAAGGCCCCGGAAGACUUCUCUCAAAACUGGAAGGCGCUGCAGGAGGUGCGGAGGCAGGCCCAGGCAGGCUGAUAAAUCAUCCAGGAUUGCUGCUGGGAACUGGGACUUAAACCCAGGCGCUGUGACCCCGGAGUCCAGGCCCUUAACUCCGUGUUGUGCCUCCUGCCUUUCUUGACCUGGUGACUAGCUGAACCUGCGGAGGUCGCGCCCUGCUUCACUCACACGCUCCUGGCAUCCUGCAGGGUAGCUGCUGUUACAGUCCCUGUGCCCGAGCUGAGGAAAUUGAGGCACAGAGAGGGGGAACCUAGGGAACUUGGCUUAAGGUCACACAGCGAGUGCUGAAACAAAAAUCACAAGUCCCGGAAAGGCCUCUUGUCUCUCAGACGGAUCCCAAAAAGAAAGAGAAAUCACAGGUCCCGGAAAGGCCUCUUGUCUCUCAGAUGGAUCCCAAAAAGCAGCCCAAAAUUAUCCAGCAGAACAAAAAAGAGAUCUUGGAAAAAUCAAAGAAAGAUGAGACACGAAGAGAAAAAGACCAGGAGACUGCUGGGAGCUCUUCUCCUUCUCUAUCUAAGAGGGGCAAGAAGGUGGCGGUACCUCCCACAAAGGCCACCGGAACAGAGUAUAAGAAAGGAGCCAAAAAAAGGACAAAUGGUGACAUUUCUUCCAAACCAGGGGACAUCAAGCACAAGAAGCGGAAGGCCGAGAAGGCAGCUGUGGCCUCCGCCCCAGCCCCGCCCACUGAGGAGGACAUCUGGUUUGAUGAUGUGGACCCAGCCGACAUUGAGGCUGCCAUUGGACCCGAAGCAGCCAGGAUAGCAAGGAGGCAGCUCGGGCAGAACGAGAGCGGCAUCACCCUGGAGAAGGAGCAGGCCUUCAACGGCCUGACGAAAGCCUUGGCCUUGGACUGCGAGAUGGUGGGCGUGGGCCCCAGCGGGGAGGAGAGCAUCGCCGCCCGCGUGUCCCUCGUGAACCAGUAUGGGAAGUGCGUGUACGACAAGUUCGUCAAGCCGACGGAGCCCGUGACGGACUACAGGACGGCAGUCAGUGGGGUGCGGCCUGAGCACCUCAAGCGGGGAGAGGAGCUCGAAGUUGUGCGGAGCGAAGUGGCGGCGAUGCUGAAGGGCAGGAUCCUGGUGGGGCACGCGCUGCACAACGACUUGAAGGUGCUGUUUCUUGAUCAUCCCAGAAAGAAGAUCCGGGACACACAGAAAUACAAACCUUUCAAGCAGCAAGUAAAGAGUGGAAGGCCAUCUCUGAAGCUGCUCUCCGAGAAAAUCCUGGGUAUCAGAGUCCAGAAGGCAGAGCAUUGUUCGAUCCAGGAUGCUCAGGCAGCAAUGAGGCUCUACAUCAUGGUGAAGAGGGACUGGGAGAGCAUGGCCCGGGACAGGCGCCCCCCGGCCAGCGCCCAGGACCGCCGCAGUGAGGACGCCUAGCUCCCGCCCUUCGGCCUGUGGUGGCACCUCGACCCUUCCAGCAUGGGACCAGAUCGUGGGACCAGUUGUGUCUCCCGAAAGCAGCAAGUCUGGCAAGCCACUUUCAAGGCCAUGGUGCAGGCCUGGUGCCUGGCCCUCGUUGGCCAGGGCAUGGGUAUGCAGGAGAAGCAGCGAGGUGUGUAUCCGAGGCACAGCGGGGUGCACAGGCCCGAGGUCUGGGCUGCUGACAGAGGGAAGCAGGACACCUGGCUGCCACUGCAGCUCUGAUGGGCUGUGGACAGGUCUGCCUGGUGCUCGAGUGACUUCCUCUGAAACCAAUCUGCCCUCUCAUCCAGAGUAAGGGGACAGGCUGUGCCAAACCGGAGGGACCCAGACCAGGUGCCCACAGCAGCCACUGAUGCGUAGGCAGCUGGCAUAGCAGCUGCCUAACUGGGGACCUUCCUGUGGCUGUGGGGCCCUGGAGAGGGACUUCAUGGGGGUGGGGUCUCCUCGCCACAGGCUGGCACCCAGCGGAGACGUACCUACCACGCAGACGCAGACUCAGGCUGUAUCGCCAAUGCCUCUCCUGGUCUGGAAAGGCCAUGGGCUGUAGCAGGCCAGCCUGCCAAGUGCUAGCGGGGCCCAGGUCCCAGGAUGGGCUGGGGUGACCAUCACACGGAUGGUGAAUAAAGCCCAAGCGGAGCCACCCGCCUGCUGUGUGGAAACCCCCAGGCCAUUGCUGAUAAACAGUGGCCUACCCAGGGUGCAAAAGGCCCUGGGUCCAAUCCUCAGCACACAAAUAAACUUAGCACUGUGGA
Molecule: messenger RNA, 2277 nt
Organism: Chinchilla lanigera (long-tailed chinchilla)
Lineage: Eukaryota; Metazoa; Chordata; Mammalia; Rodentia; Chinchillidae
Gene: Rexo4
Product: REX4 homolog, 3'-5' exonuclease
Exons: 9
Coding region: 488-1480 (330 amino acids)
Biological process (GO): DNA catabolic process; rRNA processing
Cellular component (GO): nucleus
Molecular function (GO): nucleic acid binding; 3'-5' exonuclease activity
Source: RefSeq, a predicted model, not a curated record